GGAGCAUGACAAAGAUCCUGAAACUUUCUUUAAAGUCCUGCUGAAACUGAAAGAGCAAGACCUACCUUUUCACGUGUCCGUCCUUGGAGAGGCUUUCACUGAAGUUCCAGAUAUCUUUACAGAGGCCAAAAAAGCGUUGGGAUCUUCCGUCUUGCACUGGGGCUACUUACCCAGCAGAGAUGACUAUUUCCAGGCUCUGUGCAUGGCCGAUGUUGUCGUCUCGACAGCUAAACACGAAUUCUUUGGCGUGGCAAUGGUCGAAGCUGUGUAUUGCGGCUGUUACCCGCUGUGUCCCAAAGCCUUGGUGUACCCGGAGAUAUUUCCAGCUGAAUAUCUGUAUUCUACACCUGAACAGCUUUUUAAAAGGCUUCAGAAUUUCUGCAAGAGACCAGAUACUGUAAGGAAACAUCUCUAUAAGGGCGAGACGGCUGGGUUUUCUUGGGCAGCGCUCGGCGGUAAAUUCAGGUCUCUGCUCGCAGCAGAACCGAGGGAAGAUUUGUGACAGAUGGGGCUAAGUCACAAACUUGCAGCCUCAGGCAGAAUUGUGGAAGUUUCCAGAGUGUGCCCAUAUUUACCUGAUCAGAGAGAAAAGAAAAUCUGCAGAGGAAGCCGAGCCUGGCUGCUUGUCAUAGCUGACACAGAGCCAUCUGCCACAAACCUGUGGCGGCUUCAGAUCUCCAAUCCCUGCCACCACCCCAGCUCAAAUUAAAUACAGAUUCUUAGAGACGUUAUGAUGGUUACACAUGUCCUCGGCAUCACAUGCAGGAGACUGUUCAAAAAAAAUAUGUGGCCUGUUGUAUAACCGCACUCAUGUAUCCCAUAUGUGGUGCCACAUUGAAUUUCCGGUUGAAUCUGUUUUUAUCCUUUGUACUGGAUGACAUGGUGCCUGAAUUCUUUCUUUUCGCCGACACGAUGGCAGCCAAGCUGCAGCUUCAAACGCUCACACUUGGCUGAGUUUCUACCUAGGUUGCCAGGUUAUCAUUGGAGCCUUAUUGUGUCCUCAAAGGGCCACAGGGCCUGAAAGGAGGAUCCGAACGCUGCCGGACUAAUUGGGCAGCCAUCUCCGGGUUGUUUGGAGGCAAAGGGCUGCUUUAGCACUUUUUUUUUUCUUUUUUUUUCUUUUUUUUUUUUUCAAAUUAAUGACUCUCUGGCACGGGGGUUUUUAAGUGAAGGUAUUAAUAAGGGGUCUGGCAGGUAAUCCCAUGAUUCGCGGAGUUACAUUUGCAUUUAAUUAAUCUUAAAGAAAGCUGAAAGAUAAACAGCUGUAAUUCAAACUAGCAUGGGAAAUAUGCUACAUGGUGCCAUCUAUCCGAUAAAAUGAAAGCCGAGACACUUGUUUUAUUUCUCUCAAGGAUGGAGAACAAACAGAUAACAGUCAAAAUACUUCCAAUAAAAACCAGUAGUUUAAAUGUAACGGCAGUUCAUCAAGAAUCUUCGCAUCCCGUUACAAAUACAGUCUUUUAAAGAUAAAUCACUUAUGAUUCCAGCAGUCAAGCUGCUAUAUUUGUUGAUGUAAAAUGUUUUGAAGAUGUAGAUUGUACAAUAAAUUUUUAAUAAAGUGCCCACUGCAAUUUUUAA
Balearica regulorum gibbericeps (East African grey crowned-crane) is the source of this 1578-nucleotide messenger RNA. The record is from RefSeq and is a predicted model, not a curated record. NCBI's taxonomy places the organism in Eukaryota, Metazoa, Chordata, Aves, Gruiformes, Gruidae.